This is a messenger RNA of Oncorhynchus nerka (sockeye salmon), 829 nucleotides long. Its product is annotated as A-kinase anchor protein 13-like. The transcript has 6 exons. Lineage: Eukaryota; Metazoa; Chordata; Actinopteri; Salmoniformes; Salmonidae. Gene Ontology annotation, biological process: adrenergic receptor signaling pathway; regulation of Rho protein signal transduction; positive regulation of canonical NF-kappaB signal transduction. Bases 75 to 623 code for a protein of 182 amino acids. Gene Ontology annotation, cellular component: membrane; actin cytoskeleton. Gene Ontology annotation, molecular function: MAP kinase scaffold activity. The record is from RefSeq and is a predicted model, not a curated record.
AACCCAUCAUAAAGGGAGCACUACAGGAAGUGGAGACGUUGCAGGCGCUGGUGAACGGUACUCUGGGAGGAGCGAUGGGGGGGCAGCAGGUGGUGUGGGUCCCAGAGACAGAAGGAGGAGGAGGAGUGGUGGGCACGGGCCCUGUAUGUCUCCUUCGCAGGGCCGAGACCUUCGGAGGCUUUGACUCUCAGCAGAUACACAUCUCUAAGAAUGGGGACAAAGAAGAGGGAGAGGACAGAGCAGACCUUCGCAGGACAGAGUCAGACGGUGUACUGAAGAAGGGGGAGAAUGCGACCAUGAUGCUGUUACUGAAGAGGAAUACCGAGCAGGUCCUCCACAGUGUGAGCCACAUCCAUGACCUGCUCAGCACCCUGCAGGCAGUGGUAGUCCAGCAGGACAGCUUCAUUGAGGAUCAGCGCCAGGCUCUCACCAACCGCCCCGAACGCCUCACCUCCUUCUUCUCCUCCCGUCCCUCCUCCCGCCACAACUCCCUGAUCGAGCAGGAGAAACAGCGCAGCCUGGAGAAACAGAGGCAGGAGACGGCCGCUGCAGCGCCAGCAGGCCACACGACCAGGAGAAGAGGAGGAGGGAGAGGGAGUGGGAGGUGCGGGAGCAGCAGCUGACAGACAGGGAGGUGCAGCUCCUGGUACAGGAAGAGGAGACGGGGAGGAGGAGCAGGGAGCUAGUUACGGAGAGGGCGGCGCUACAAAGGAAGAAGAAGGACUAUCUGAUAGAUCUAGAGAGACUGAGAGACGCUCAGGGGAAACUAGAUCGAGACAGAGAAAACGUACACCGAGAAAUGGAGAGGGUAGAACACAUGAGAAUGGCU